Molecule: messenger RNA, 1977 nt
Organism: Coffea eugenioides
Lineage: Eukaryota; Viridiplantae; Streptophyta; Magnoliopsida; Gentianales; Rubiaceae
Product: basic 7S globulin-like
Exons: 1
Coding region: 245-1636 (463 amino acids)
Biological process (GO): proteolysis
Molecular function (GO): aspartic-type endopeptidase activity
Source: RefSeq, a predicted model, not a curated record
GUUUUGCUUGUUUUUCACUCUUCCCGGGUGGAUGCCGCUGAAAUUGAAAACCUUAAAAUAUCAAUAUUCAGAAAUUUCGUACUGGCAAUCCAACCCCACAUAACUCAAUCCUCAGAUAAAACCAAUUCCCAACUCAAUAUCAUAUUCUGACUUCAGAACAUGAGUGAAAGUACCAGUAGUAGUAGAAGCUAGCUCGCAUUAUUUGUCCUCCACCAUCUUCUAUAAAUGGAUUUCGCUGCAAUGCAUGGGUGGCAGUGGCAUGCAUAUUAUUAAUGAUUUGAAGUUGAAAGCCAUGCAAGCUCCAGCUUCGAAGCCCCUCUCCUUUUCCAUCCUCCUCUCCUCCUCAUUGUUAUUAAUCUUCAUCUCCUCAUCUCUCCACCCCGCCCAAGCAGACCAACCCCUCCUCACACCCAUCCAAAAGGACACCUCCACCAACUUAUACUCUGUCUCAGCUUACCUCAAGACCCCUCUUCAACACACCAAUUUGCACCUCGACUUGGGAGCCUCCCUCACCUGGGUUGACUGCACUCGUCGCUACAAGUCCUCCACUUACCGCCACCUCCUCUACAACGCCUCCCUCUGCCUUGAGCUCGACACAGGCAUUUAUGGCAACUGUUUCAAACGACCCGGUCCCUCGUGCUUCAACGACUCCUGCGAAUUCUUCCCUGAGAAUUCCGUGACUCGGCAGGUUGCCAUAGGAGAUAUACUGCUCGACUCGCUUGCCUUGCCCGCCACUGACGGCCGAAACCCGGGCAAACUGGGCCUGGAUUCGGAUUUCGUGUUUUCUUGCGGUACAACCAAGUUGCUGAGGGGCUUGGCUAGAGGAGUCACCGGAUUGGCGGCUUUAGGCAGGUUCAAUUUCUCCCUGCCGGCUCAGCUCAGCCGAGCCUUCUCUUCUCCAUUGAUAUUCGCGAUUUGCUUGCCCAGUACGCCCUCCGCAAACGGCGCGGCUUUCUUCAACUCCGCUGGGCCAUAUUACUUCUUGCCCGGAAUUGACCUUUCAAAAUCGCUGAUUUACACUCCCCUCCUCUUAAACCCCUACGGCGGCACCGUAAUCACUUACCCUAACCGCCCAUCGGAUGAGUAUUUCAUUGGGGUGACUUCCAUCAAGGUCAACGGCAAUGCCGUGCCUUUAAAUAAGACCCUCCUUGCCAUCAAUCAAGAGAAUGGAAUCGGCGGGACCAAGGUUACGACUUCCACGCCAUACACCCUGCUGCACACCUCCAUUUUCAAGGCCUUCACGGCCGCGUUUGAGCAGGAAUCAGCCGCUCUCAACCUCUCCUCAAUAACGCCGGUGAAGCCAUUCAGUUUGUGCUACGAAGCGGACAAGAUAGCCAGCACGGGCGUGGGACCGGCUGUUCCCACCAUUGAUCUCGUGCUGCAGAGUGAUGAUGUGUUUUGGAGGAUCUUUGGCGCGAAUUCGAUGGUCAGCGUCAAAGUCAACGGUGUGGAUGGCUUGUGCCUGGGUUUCGUGGAUGGCGGGCCAAACCCCAGGACCUCAAUCGUGAUUGGAGGACAUCAGAUUGAAGACAAUCUGCUCCAGUUUGACCUGGUUUCCAAUAGGCUCGGUUUCAGCUCUUCCGUUCUGUUCCGGAGCACAACUUGCUCCAAGUUCAAUUUCACCACCAACAAAUGACUCCAAUAAUUCAUUCAUGAUGAAGCGCCCCUUUCUUUUUUUUUUUCUUCUAAAUAUAUAAUAAUCUGCUGUUUUAACAAUAAUGUACGUGUAUUUCCUCCUUUGCUGCUCGGUCAGCGUUCCUCCGUUAAUGAAUAAUCCUAUAAUUUAAAAUAAAUAAAUAAAAAGAACAAGACUUGUUUUGCUUUGCUCGUAAUUACUCGCCAUUAUAGAAUCAGUUCUUAACUGGAGUGCUCGAGGAAGUAUAUACACGGACAGAGAUAAGGUUUCGAUAAGGUUGUUUUACUUUCAAUCAAACUCUCCCAUCAGAUCAGCCUAAUAAAGAAGACUUCGUAAACAUA